AUGCUCGUCCGACGAUGUCUUGCCUCGUCGCUGCGCGGUAGCGUCAGGCACGUCCGCUAUAAUUCGUCAUAUUCACUCGACCAUUUCUCAGAGCUUGCCUGUCGCCCAUCAUCUCAGCACCAAAUCUAUCAGUCGCUUUCGACCGACCCUUACGUCAACCUCUCAAUUGAGCACUUCCUCCUAGAAAAUGCACCGGUCGACUCGAGCAUCCUAUUCCUCUACAUAAACCGACCAUGUGUGGUAAUCGGUCGGAACCAGAACCCGUGGCUGGAGACAGAUCUGCGAGCACUCUACAAUGACCGUCGGCCGGGCGCGGGUCAGGACGAUGCUGCUGUUUAUGUCCGGCGGAGGUCGGGAGGUGGAGCUGUGUUCCACGAUGAGGGAAACCUCAAUUACAGUGUGAUCUCGCCGCGCACCACUUUUACUCGCGAUAAGCAUGCAGAGAUGGUGGUUCGGGCGCUGCACCGUAUUGGCGCAGUGAACACGAGUGUCAAUACCCGACAUGAUAUUGUUAUGACCCCUCCCGAGACGCACGAGGACAGCGAUGAGCCACCUUUCCGAAAGGUAUCCGGGUCGGCCUUCAAGCUGACCCGCCAUCGAGCAUUGCAUCACGGCACGUGCUUGCUGGAUUCACCCAAUAUUCACGACUUGGGUCGUUUCCUACGCUCUCCCGCGCGAGGGCAUAUACAGGCGAAAGGCGUCGAGAGUGUUCGGUCGCCUGUGGGAAAUGUAUCGAGUGCGCUGGCGGACUCGUUCUUUUCUAUGCAGUCAGUGAUGGACAAUGUGGUUGAGGAGUUUGCCCGGAUGUAUGGCGUCCACGCUGACGUUGUCCGCCGGGCACGACGCGCACUUGCCGGCGAGCCUGAGAUCUUUGCCGGUGACAGCUGGGUCAUGGCAACCGUGGGCGAUGCUCAAGGAGAACGGGAGCCGGAGAUUGGUAAAGGAAUCGCGGAGUUGCGGUCGUUGGAGUGGAAGUAUACUCAAACGCCGCAAUUCACCUUUUCCACAUAUCCCACCGAGGAUGAUCCUCGUGAGCGUGCAUCAUUGCCAGCAACUCUUCCCCCUUCGACACGCGUGUUCCUCCGUCUAAAGCACGGGGCUAUCAUAGAAAGCAACGUCUCCAUCUCUUCGGAUGCUUCGGUUGCUGCUGACCAGGCCACCCGUGUGCAUGAGGUCUUGAACGGUCAGAAGCUACAUGAAAUCACCGCCGAGCGCUGGACAGAGAUGCUCCGUCAAGGUUUGACGGGGACCGAUGGUGCAGAUGAUGCGCUUGUGCAGGAGCUGGCAGAUUACCUGGGUGAUCUGCUAGGAGGGCAAUGA
Molecule: messenger RNA, 1320 nt
Organism: Penicillium cataractarum
Lineage: Eukaryota; Fungi; Ascomycota; Eurotiomycetes; Eurotiales; Aspergillaceae
Product: putative lipoate--protein ligase
Exons: 3
Coding region: 1-1320 (439 amino acids)
Biological process (GO): protein lipoylation
Cellular component (GO): cytoplasm; mitochondrion
Molecular function (GO): lipoyltransferase activity
Source: RefSeq, a predicted model, not a curated record